CGCUUUUAAGUAUUAUUUCACUUAGUGGUUCAAAACACAAACGAAGCACUUGUCUGGGGUUUUUGUUGCUGCUGUCGUUGUUUUUUACUGUCACGUUGGUGUCUGUCAAAGUAGCGGUUUUCCACUGAGAUGUUGAUAAACUGUUUGAGUGUCUUUUUUAGGGGGUGUGACACCACCAAACUAACACUCAAAUAAGUAUGAGCAUAAUUUUUUUAAAAUAAUAUAAACUGUCCUUGUACACUGUAUUUAAUCUUUGUUUAAGCGCGCAACAAACAUUUUUUGGAGAAAUGCGUGCUUGACAGUUAGUGGCUCAAGGUUUUAUUUUUUAUUUUAACCGUAUUUAAAUGGCUAGUGUUUGGGGGAGUGUCUGCAUUUGCUUUGGGUAACUCAUAUUAUAUUUUCUAAUGGACCCUAAAUGACAGCUGCCACUUUGAACUUACUGCAAAGUUGGAACAGUGCUUUAGACUACUUUAAAAUCUUUCCACUCUAAAUGUAUUGCCCAUGUUUAGGAUCUCUGCUCUCAGGUGUUUGGGGUUCGUUAAAUUCGCUGCACCGCGUGAGUCCCUCGGUUUCGCCAUUACGUCAUUCUGCAGGCCGGUUAGACGGGUUGAUUUAGGGCCGUAGACGUUUUCAGCAAGCGCACCGUUAACCCGUCUUGCCAUUUGAAACUCGGGUCGUCGACCCGGCUGAAAUGAACGAUGAUGUCAUGACUGGGAUGACGUCUAUAUGAUUUGGGGAAUGAUCACGUUGAGUUUGCAGGUUUUUAGGUCUUAGUGAUGAAUGUUGAUCAGGACAGGCCAUAUGUAUGCACUGCACCUGGAUGCUCCCAGUGCUUCCAAAGAGAAGAUCACCUAAUUAUUCACAGACACAAACAUGAGAUGACCCUCAAAUUGUCUUCUAUUAAGUGUGACAAUAUACUUUCUGAUCAGACUCCAACUCCAACCCGUUUCUUGCAGGACUGUGAGGAAGUGGGCCUCUUCACUGACUUGGAGCUUAACCAGUCACAGGAGGAGGACACCAAAGUGAACUUUUCUUUACAAGCGUCAGGUCACAACCAGCCACACAAUGAGACACAGCCUCAGCAGGGUCACCAUCAUCAAUUUCAACCUCGACAGCAGCAGCAGCAACAAUGUGCUCUGGCACAUCUAAACCAGAACCAGCUCCAAACACACAGCUCACAGCCUCAGUCUCAAUGUACUGCCACAUACUCCACUUCAAAUAAACAAUCUGCACCCAGCUGUCUACACAACAGACAGACGCACUCUGUAGCCAACACUAUGCUUGGGAUAUCAACCAUGAAUAUGAAGGCACAGUUGUCUAUAGACUCCAGUAUGAUUGGUAUACCAGGCCCCGCCCACUCUGGCUCAAGUGUGUCCCUACAGAGGUCAAAGGUCAUCCCAAGCCACAGCCAAUCUACCAUUUCCAAUGGCAGUCUGAAUCCUCUUUGCCACAUGAUGGAGAUGAUGUCAUCACAACAGCAACCACUGUCGCAUUUACAAUCCGCACCUCAUCGUCAUACAUACCAGCAGCACUGCCACAGCCAAUCACCACAAAGACUUACACAUCAACAUCAAAGCCAAGACCAAUCACAUCACAGCCAUGCUCACCUCUCUCCACCUGAAUCGCACUUGCAUCCUUCCCACCAGACUGCCCCUCCCCUUUCACAUCAUCCAAUACCUCAACAGAUUUCCUCUGCACCAAAACAGACUCCGCCUCCCCUCUCACAUCAGCCAAUACCUGCACAGAUGUCCUCAGUCUCAAAACAUACACACUGUCCACAGUCUCCUCCACAGGCAACUGGGGGUAGACGUAGACGGUCAGGAGAAGUAAAUCCAGAUGAGCGUAGACGGAAGUUUCUGGAGAGAAACAGAGCAGCUGCCACGCGGUGCAGACAGAAGAGAAAAGUCUGGGUGAUGUCAUUGGAGAGAAAGGCUGAGGAGCUGACACACUCUAACUUACAGCUACAUAAUGAGGUGACAUCACUCAAGACAGAAGUCACUCAACUCAAGCAAAUUCUACUUGCACAUAAAGACUGUCCUGUCUCAGUAAGACAGAGGGAAAUGCAAAGUGGAGUUGGUAGCCCAACAGGAAGUCCUGUCCAGCAACAUGCCGUUCAGCACAACAGCAUCUCAACAUCAAGUUCGAAUCUACCACACAGUCACCUCAUCACACACUAACACCUGCUAACACACCACACAAACUAUGACACACUUCUUAUGUCAUCUAUUAUCAGAGCCAUGUUAUUAGGGCAUCUGUGACCAAGCGGGUGCAUUAGUACAAAAGCCAUAAUGAACUGUAAAAUGUCAAAUCAAGUUUGAGGCUUGGAUUUCUAGACUGAAAGGGAAUGUAUACACCACAUACUGUAUGUGUCUGUAAUGUUCAGUCACCCUUACAAAUAAGAACAUUUAAUUAAAAGUCUGUUUAUAUUUUUCACCCUUGAUAUCUCAGGUAAUCAGCUAAGGGUCCGAUGGAUUUUUCCAGGUGUUUGAUUGUAACUCAAUGUGAUGAAUUACAAUUCUGAAAAACAAACUGGAUCCGUACACUAACUAAAUUGAGUUUUCUUUGUCUCUUACCCUCUUCCUACAUCUCUGACUGUUUCUCAGUCUCAUCCGUACUCUUAAAAAAAGAAAACUGCACUUUCUCAGGGAUUCUCAUCAUGCGUGUGUGUGUAUGUGUGUGUGUGUGUGUGUGUGUGUGUGUGUGUGUGUGUGUGUGUGUGUGUGUGUGUGUGUGUGUGUGUCACUUUCAGCAUAAUGCUUUGAUAGCUUCAGUGAAGGCUGUGUGUGUUAAUUUCUGUAAGUAACGGCAAAGCCGCAUGAAAUACAGUGAAUCAGGACAACUUGUAAACUUAUAAUUGUAAAUAUGAAUCUUUUGCUUUAUAAAUGUAUGAUGAUGCAGCAAAAGCUGUUGUUACAUGUUUGUCUUCACUGUAAAUAGAGUCCCUUCAGUAAAUUAUCAGGUAUCACAUUACCUAUGAAAGUACUGAGAUAUUUUUACUAUUAAAACAUUUGUGAUAAUAGAAUACCAUGCAAGUAAAGAUGCAUUAUUUAAUAUAGAUGUAGCAAACAUCAGAAAUGCAUUAACUACAUUGAGUCCAACAGUAAAGGAAACAUGUAUAACUAAUAACAUUUUCCAAAUAAUAUGACAUAGCAAAAUUAUUCAUAUUUACUGGCUCUGUGACAAUCAAAAUGUCAGUACUGACAUUUCCUGAAAAUUACAUGCAAGUAUGAGUAUCUGUUAUUAGAAAUGCUUGAUAAAGCAUUUAUCCUUUUACAUUCUGUGGAAUAUGGAAUUUAUGAAUCUAGACAUAUGGAAUACUAAUGUCUGUAAACACUGCAGAUUUGAACUGCGUUAUGCAUGUAAAGUUUUCUGAAAUAUUUAACUAUUUUUGUACACAUUUGUUGC
This is a messenger RNA of Xyrauchen texanus (razorback sucker), 3405 nucleotides long. Its product is annotated as cyclic AMP-responsive element-binding protein 5-like. The transcript is spliced from 12 exons. Lineage: Eukaryota; Metazoa; Chordata; Actinopteri; Cypriniformes; Catostomidae. Gene Ontology annotation, molecular function: cAMP response element binding; DNA-binding transcription factor activity, RNA polymerase II-specific. The record is from RefSeq and is a predicted model, not a curated record. Gene Ontology annotation, biological process: regulation of transcription by RNA polymerase II. The coding region runs from base 777 to 2177 and encodes 466 amino acids.